Homalodisca vitripennis (glassy-winged sharpshooter) is the source of this 1872-nucleotide messenger RNA. Its product is annotated as prolyl 4-hydroxylase subunit alpha-2-like. Gene Ontology annotation, cellular component: endoplasmic reticulum. The transcript is spliced from 11 exons. Gene Ontology annotation, biological process: peptidyl-proline hydroxylation to 4-hydroxy-L-proline. Lineage: Eukaryota; Metazoa; Arthropoda; Insecta; Hemiptera; Cicadellidae. The record is from RefSeq and is a predicted model, not a curated record. Bases 254 to 1831 code for a protein of 525 amino acids. Gene Ontology annotation, molecular function: iron ion binding; procollagen-proline 4-dioxygenase activity; L-ascorbic acid binding.
UAAUAGGUACUGUUAUAAUUAUUGUUAAAAGUCUGUUUAUGUGUAAUGACGUUAAAUUGUAAAGUCUAAACGGUUAUGUGAAAAUAAUAUAAAGUCAAUAUUAGUUUUGGAUAAAAUUCUACGAAAUCAAAUAAGUGAACUGGUCUGUUAAAUCUGAAACACUCAAAGUGGAUCACAAGUUUCAAUGUGUGUUAUGUGUUUUUGAAAUUGCUCCAAAAGUAAAUAAUUUUGAUAGAAAUUAAAUGCAGUUUUGAUGUGUGAAAUGAAAUUAAUUUACAGGCUAAUACCCCUGAUAUGUGUGGCUCUGAAGUUUCACACAAUACAAGGAGAUGUGUUCACCUCAAUACCUCGGAUGAGACAACUCUAUCUCACAGAGGGGAAACUGCUGGAUUCUCUCCAAGCUUCUAUACAGUAUCAUCAGGCCAAACUGGAUAUGCUAGUUCAGCAACACAAAAAAAUCUUGAGCCAAAGAACAAGAGAUGGUGACACAAGAGAGUAUCUGGAUCAUCCAGUGGAUGGGUUUUCGCUCAUCAAGCGUCUUUCUAGAGAUUGGCCUCUCAUUAUGAACAUUAUGGCAGGGAACCAUAAAAUUCCACCAUCACUGCUACAAGACAUGCAGACCUUCAAUGAGGACACACAAGGAGCAAUCAGAGGACUGACAAGGCUACAAAAAGUUUACGAACUGGAUACUGACCAAUUAUCUGAUGGCUGGGUAGCCAACAGCCAGGCAUUCUCAAAACUAAACGCUGCGGACUGUGUGGAAGUAGCUCAGUUUCUGUCUCAACGCCACGAGUUCGUCUUGGCAACCACUUGGCUGAGGGCUGCGCAGCGCAGAGUUAAUCAAGAGAAUGACACUACCGUUUCUCAGAACCAACUAGCCAGCAUGCUGUACACUUACUCCACACUAGCCAUGUGUGAACAAGCAGACCUUUCUCCAGGGCUUCAUCAUUCUCUGCUGUCAUAUGACCCUUCCUACACACCAGAUGCUGAUACUGCAAAGCUGUUCCGUUUUACCCUUGAUCAAAACUGUUCUUGGUAUGAUUCAACUCUUAAAUGGGAUAAAACAGACAUGGCAGAGGAAAACCAUAAAAAGUUUAACACCAUGUGUCGAGGAGAGCCCAAGGGUCCAAAAGGACUCAAGUGCCACUACGUUCAUUACCAUCGCCCGGAAUUGCUAUUGGCACCAUUCAAACUUGAAGAGAUUCUCAUUAGCCCACCAAUCGUGCUAGUUCAUCAAGCCAUUUCUGAAUCUGAGAUUGAAGAUCUGAAGAACGCAUCUUUAAAUAAGUUAUCGGACUGCCAGACUAUGCACAAUGCUACAUUAUCCAAGACGUCCACGUACCGUACAUGUGACAAGGGCUGGGUGGACGAUAGUGCUACACCAACUGCUGCUAGAAUAACACGCCGCAUAGGUCAAUUAGCAAACCUUGGGAUGACCCACAGUGAGCAACACCAGGUAGCAUGCUAUGGCCUGGGUGGCGAGUACAAGCUCCACAAAGAUGCACUUCAAGGAACUUCACUGUCGGAAACAAAUCGCCAAGGCCAGAGGAUAGCCACUGUUAUGCUCUAUCUGAACAAUGUUACUAGAGGAGGUUACACAGUAUUCCCUCUACUGAAGGUAGCUGUGGCACCAAUAAAAGGCUCGGCCGUCUACUGGUACAACAUACUCCAUGAUAGCAAAGACGACGAUCGAUCAUUACAUGGGGGCUGUCCUGUGCUUCUGGGGUCUAAAUGGGUGCUCAAUAAGUGGAUACGUGAAGGAGGACAAGAGUUUCAAAGCCUUCAUUGUCCAAGUGACAAACACUUCCCCAGAGAAUACUUCUAUGUAUGACAUGAACAUUUCAUACUAUGAAAUAAACAUAUUACAUUUUA